Molecule: messenger RNA, 1193 nt
Organism: Ornithorhynchus anatinus (platypus)
Lineage: Eukaryota; Metazoa; Chordata; Mammalia; Monotremata; Ornithorhynchidae
Gene: HM13
Product: histocompatibility minor 13
Exons: 12
Coding region: 16-1143 (375 amino acids)
Biological process (GO): membrane protein proteolysis
Cellular component (GO): lumenal side of endoplasmic reticulum membrane; membrane; cytoplasmic side of endoplasmic reticulum membrane
Molecular function (GO): aspartic endopeptidase activity, intramembrane cleaving
Source: RefSeq, a predicted model, not a curated record
CCGCCGCCGCGCGCCAUGGAGGCGGCCCCCAGCGACCCCCCGAGCGGCCCGGGCCCCGGCGGCCCCGGAAACGCCACCACGCGGCCCCCGGCCACCCCGGAGGGCGCCGCCCUGGCCUACGGCGGCCUGCUGCUCAUGGCGCUGCUGCCCAUCUUCUUCGGGGCCCUGCGCUCCGUGCGCUGCGCCAAGAGCAAGAACGCGACGGACAUGCCCGAGACCAUCACCAGCCGUGACGCCGCGCGCUUCCCCAUCAUCGCCAGCUGUACCCUGCUCGGCCUCUACCUCUUCUUCAAGAUCUUCUCCCAAGAAUACAUCAACCUCCUGCUGUCCAUGUACUUCUUCGUCCUGGGUAUCCUGGCGCUCUCCCACACCAUCAGCCCCUUCAUGACCAAAUUCUUCCCGGCCAAUUUCCCCAACAAACAAUAUCAGCUGCUCUUCACCCAGGGCUCCGGGGAGAACAAGGAAGAAAUCGUCAACUACGAGUUUGACACGAAGGACCUGGUGUGCCUGGCUCUGAGCAGCGUCGUGGGCGUCUGGUACCUGCUGAGGAAGCACUGGAUCGCCAACAACCUCUUCGGCCUGGCCUUCUCCCUCAACGGCGUGGAACUGCUGCACCUCAACAACGUCAGCACGGGCUGCAUCCUCCUCGGGGGGCUCUUCGUCUACGACGUCUUCUGGGUCUUCGGGACCAACGUGAUGGUGACCGUGGCCCGGUCGUUCGAGGCGCCGAUAAAACUGGUGUUCCCCCAAGAUCUGCUGGAGAAAGGCUUGGCGGCCAACAACUUUGCCAUGCUGGGGCUCGGCGACAUCGUCAUUCCUGGAAUCUUCAUCGCUUUGCUGCUGCGCUUUGACGUCAGCCUGAAGAAGAACACGCACACGUACUUCUACACCAGCUUCGCGGCCUACAUCUUCGGCCUCGGCCUCACCAUCUUCAUCAUGCACGUCUUCAAGCACGCCCAGCCGGCCCUCCUCUACCUGGUCCCCGCCUGCAUCGGCUUCCCCCUCCUGGUGGCCCUGGCCAAGGGAGAGGUCACGGAGAUGUUCAGUUACGAGGAGACGAACCCCAAGGAGGCCGGUGGCGGAGGCUGCCCCAGCGGGGACGGGGACGGGGCCGCGGCGGAGCCCGACAAGAAGGACAAGUGACCGAGGGGAGGGGGGAGGGGGACCCUCGCCCACCCCCGCGCCCGCCCCCC